ACGGCGGCGGGGAAUGACCACAACUCCACGUUAUCCUCUGAGCACAACCAUCGUUUUGACUGCAUUCAGAUUAGUUGAAACUACUUUCUUUUAAACUCUCAUAUUACGUUGAUACUGUGACAGCACGAUGUCGAUAACUCCCAUCCUCACCUUCAAAGCAGGUAUCUGCGAACUGGAUUCUGCGAAUGUGGCCAAGCCCCAGCCCACACCUGGCUACAUCUACCUCUACUCCGAAGAUGAAUUGGUGCACUUCUGCUGGCGCCCCAGGAGCGCUCCUCACACCGAGCCCGAGGUGGAUCUCGUGAUGGUCCCCUCCGAUGGAAGCUUCAUCCCCUACGAGCCCUCCGGCCAGGCCCCUACGAACGGUCGCAUCUACUCCUUGAAGUUCUCGUCUAGCUCCCAGCGGUAUCUAUUCUGGCUCCAGUCCAAGUCCCAGCACGACAGCGGAAACCUGGACUGGUUCAGCCCCCGCGAUCUCAGAUUGGGAGAGAUUGUGAACUCGUUGCUGCAGGGUGAAGAGCUUGAUAUGGAGCAGGAGAUUGCCAACUUGCCCCGGGGCCCUGGAGGCAGUGGUGAUGACGAUGAGACUAUGGAGGAUGUGGAGGGCAUGGAUCAUGACACCAGCCACAACCACGGAGGUAGUGGCGCUGGAGCAGGCUUUGAUGCGACAGGCGGAGAUAUCAGAGAAGAGGGUCAAGGAUCGAGGGAGGGUGGUGCUGAAGGUGGAAGAGCGGCGAACGAUUCGUCGGAUCCAUCAUCGGUUGUACAGGGCUUCCUGAAUUCGCUGGGAGGAGGCGAGAGCCAGAGCCAGGGCCAGAGCCAGGGCCAGGACCCUUUCACUACUCUACAGGACCUUCUUACACCUGCUUCCACAUUGCCGUUCAUUGAGGCCGCGGAUGACAAGACCAUCGACAAUCUCCUCAGCUACUUGCCUCCGUCGCUAUUGCUACUGGCUUCGGAUGUCGAGGAUGUGUCGGGCGAGGAUUCGGAAGUCGCUGAAGCUGUUAUGCUUUCCCUUGAAAUUUUACAAAAGAAGAACAUCCUCCGGAAGGUUCUCCAUUCGCCUCAGUUCAUGCAGAGUCUUGCCAGCCUGACUGUCGCACUGCGCGACGGCGGUCUUCCCAGCAUCAGUGAAGCACUCAAGAUCCCAGUGGAGAAUGGAGGUUUCCUUCGUCGCGGAGGAGUGCCUUUGGGCGGAGGCGAUGCUGUUAAGGCUUUCCUCCAGGGUGCUAGGGGCCUUGUCAAGGGACACGACCGUAUGGAGACCGAUUGAACCUACGGAGUUGUAUCAUAAAGUCUGUAUGCUUUCAUGUAUCACCUAAUAAUCAUCUGGGACAAGAAGAAUAAAUGAACAAAAGCUCUGUCGGCAAUUACUCGGUUUCUUUUCUUACUAUGUAUGGAACGCAUUCGAGACAUGUUGCAGAUGAUGGCGGUGAUGUUAUUUUUGGCAUGUACUCCGUAGCGGGGGCCAAUCUAUGUAUGCUCAGGUCAGCGAACAGUGUCCUAUCGGGGGGAAAAGUACAGAUCUGGAAUAUCGCAUUCAAUACGAGUUUAUGCUAGU
Molecule: messenger RNA, 1561 nt
Organism: Aspergillus glaucus CBS 516.65
Lineage: Eukaryota; Fungi; Ascomycota; Eurotiomycetes; Eurotiales; Aspergillaceae
Exons: 4
Coding region: 128-1273 (381 amino acids)
Biological process (GO): ubiquitin-dependent protein catabolic process
Cellular component (GO): nucleus; proteasome regulatory particle, lid subcomplex; cytoplasm
Molecular function (GO): proteasome binding; ubiquitin binding; endopeptidase activator activity
Source: RefSeq, a predicted model, not a curated record